Messenger RNA from Tripterygium wilfordii, 1249 nucleotides. Its product is annotated as NAC domain-containing protein 83-like. Gene Ontology annotation, biological process: regulation of DNA-templated transcription. Bases 343 to 1089 code for a protein of 248 amino acids. The record is from RefSeq and is a predicted model, not a curated record. NCBI's taxonomy places the organism in Eukaryota, Viridiplantae, Streptophyta, Magnoliopsida, Celastrales, Celastraceae. The transcript is spliced from 3 exons. Gene Ontology annotation, molecular function: DNA binding.
GGAAGAAGAGAUUGAGUCUGGUUUACGCUAAACCAAUCGUCCGUACUCUCUCCCUGCCAUUACUAUAAAGAAGCCACCCUUUCCCUCUCCAAAGGUACCCACAAACGCAAAACCCUUCUCCCUUUCACAAACUUUUUCUUCUCUUGCCUUUUGAUUUGAUUAUAUUUCUUUUCUUUUUUUUCCCUCUCUUGUUGUUCUUUUUCUUGUUAAUUUGUUGCCUUUGUGGAACUCUUAUAUUCUUCUCUUUAAGAAUAGCUUCUCUGAUGGAGCUAUAAGAGCCUUGAAUGAGUUGUUUAUAGCAAGACUUGAAGGGUAAAUUUUUGUGGGUUUUAGAAGGAAGAGAUGGAGAAGCUCAAUUUUGUCAAAAAUGGUGUGCUUAGAUUGCCUCCUGGGUUUAGGUUCCAUCCCACAGACGAGGAACUUGUGGUUCAGUAUUUGAAGAGAAAGGCCUUAUGUUUUCCUCUGCCUGCUUCAAUCAUUCCUGAAGUUGAUGUUUGCAGGUCUGAUCCUUGGGACUUGCCAGGUGAUUGUGAGCAAGAGAGGUACUUUUUCAGCACUAGAGAGGCCAAGUACCCAAAUGGGAACAGAUCAAACAGAGCUACAGGUUCUGGUUAUUGGAAAGCAACAGGGAUUGACAAGAAGAUUGCGACUUCAAAAGGAAAUCAGGUUGUGGGGAUGAAGAAAACUCUUGUUUUUUAUAGAGGAAAACCCCCACAUGGUUCCAGGACUGACUGGAUUAUGCAUGAGUAUCGCCUUGUCAAUUCUGAUGACACCCAGCAAAAGAUGAACUCAACCCAGAUGGAGAACUGGGUUAUCUGUAGGAUUUUCUUGAAGAAAAGAGGUACCAAAAAGGAGGAUGAACACAACAUUGUUGGUAAUGGAGUUGAGAAACAAAUACAAUCAAAGAAAAACAAGCCUGUUUUCUUUGAUUUCAUGGCUAAGGGAGGGACUGAUUUGAAUCUUGCUCCUUGUUCAUCAUCUUCUGGCUCCAGUGGAAUCACAGAGGUCUCUUUUGAUAACAAUGCAUCAGAUGAACAUGAAGAAAGCAGCAGUUGCCACAGUUUUCCUUAUUUUAGAAGAAAACAGUAGCUUUGAAAUUAAUAAAUUUCCUCUCUUUAAUUCUAGUGCUAUUUUCUAGUCCUUGUACCAGCAAAAAAAUAACCCAUCCAAGCAAUCUAAUGUUUGGCCCCUUUUCUUGUCAUCAUCUCUAUUAGAGCUUAAUGAGAAAAUCAUUCUUUAUAUCCUCUAA